AUGGGCAGCAAUACGGAAUCCGAUGCCGAGAAGGCGUUGGGCUCUCGCCUGGAUUACGACCUGAUGAUGGCCGAGGAGUACAUCCUCAGCGAUGUGGAGAAGAAUUUCAUAUUGUCCUGCGAGCGGGGUGACCUGCCAGGUGUCAAGAAGAUCCUCGAGGAGUACCAGGGAACGGACAAGUUCAACAUUAACUGCACGGACCCCAUGAACCGCUCCGCCCUCAUUUCGGCCAUCGAGAACGAGAACUUCGACCUGAUGGUGAUCCUGCUGGAGCAUAACAUCGAGGUGGGCGACGCCCUGCUGCACGCCAUCUCCGAGGAGUACGUGGAGGCCGUGGAGGAGCUGCUGCAGUGGGAGGAGACCAACCACAAGGAGGGCCAGCCCUACAGCUGGGAGGCGGUGGACCGCUCCAAGUCCACCUUCACCGUGGACAUCACGCCCCUGAUCCUGGCCGCCCACCGCAAUAACUACGAGAUACUCAAAAUCCUCCUGGAUCGCGGGGCCACGCUGCCCAUGCCGCACGACGUCAAGUGCGGCUGCGAUGAGUGCGUGACCUCCCAGACGUCGGACUCCCUGCGCCACUCGCAGUCGAGGAUCAACGCAUACCGCGCCCUGUCCGCCAGCUCGCUGAUAGCGCUCAGCUCCCGGGACCCUGUACUGACCGCCUUCCAGUUGUCCUGGGAACUCAAGCGCCUGCAGGCGAUGGAAUCGGAGUUUCGUGCCGAAUACACGGAGAUGCGUCAGAUGGUGCAGGACUUCGGGACCUCGCUCCUGGACCACGCACGCACAUCCAUGGAGCUGGAGGUGAUGCUCAACUUCAACCACGAGCCGUCCCACGACAUCUGGUGUCUUGGCCAGCGGCAAACCCUGGAACGACUGAAGCUGGCCAUUCGCUACAAGCAGAAAACGUUUGUGGCACAUCCGAACGUGCAACAGUUGCUGGCCGCCAUUUGGUACGACGGACUGCCGGGAUUCCGGCGCAAACAGGCCUCCCAGCAGCUGAUGGACGUGGUGAAGCUGGGCUGCAGCUUCCCCCUCUACAGCUUGAAGUACAUCCUGGCCCCGGACUCCGAUGGGGCCAAGUUCAUGCGCAAGCCCUUUGUCAAGUUCAUCACGCACUCCUGCUCCUACAUGUUCUUCCUGAUGCUCCUGGGUGCUGCCUCGCUGAGGGUGGUGCAAAUCACCUUUGAACUCCUUGCUUUUCCCUGGAUGCUGACCAUGCUGGAGGAUUGGCGCAAGCACGAGAGAGGUUCCCUACCGGGUCCCAUCGAACUGGCAAUCAUCACCUACAUAAUGGCUCUGAUAUUUGAGGAACUGAAGUCGUUGUACUCGGAUGGCUUGUUCGAGUACAUCAUGGAUCUGUGGAACAUAGUGGACUACAUAUCGAACAUGUUCUAUGUGACGUGGAUUCUUUGUAGAGCCACCGCUUGGGUUAUCGUCCAUCGCGAUCUCUGGUUCCGGGGCAUAGAUCCGUACUUCCCACGGGAGCACUGGCAUCCGUUUGAUCCAAUGCUUCUAUCGGAGGGCGCCUUUGCCGCCGGAAUGGUCUUCUCCUACCUGAAGCUCGUCCACAUCUUCUCCAUAAAUCCGCACUUGGGACCCUUGCAAGUCUCACUGGGUCGCAUGAUAAUCGAUAUCAUCAAGUUCUUCUUCAUCUACACACUGGUGUUGUUUGCCUUCGGAUGUGGUCUCAACCAGCUGCUGUGGUACUACGCUGAGCUCGAGAAGAACAAGUGCUACCACCUGCAUCCCGAUGUGGCUGACUUUGAUGACCAGGAGAAGGCUUGUACCAUCUGGCGUAGAUUUUCCAACUUAUUCGAGACAUCGCAAUCGCUCUUCUGGGCCUCCUUUGGCCUGGUGGACCUGGUCUCCUUCGAUCUGGCUGGAAUCAAGAGCUUCACCCGUUUCUGGGCCCUGCUGAUGUUCGGCUCCUAUUCGGUUAUCAACAUCAUCGUGCUCCUCAACAUGCUGAUUGCCAUGAUGUCCAACUCCUACCAAAUCAUCUCGGAGCGAGCCGACACCGAGUGGAAGUUCGCCCGAUCCCAGCUGUGGAUGAGCUACUUCGAGGAUGGCGGCACCAUUCCGCCGCCCUUCAAUCUCUGUCCCAACAUGAAGAUGCUGAGGAAGACGCUGGGGCGAAAGCGACCGUCACGCACCAAGAGCUUCAUGCGAAAGUCCAUGGAACGGGCACAGACGCUGCAUGACAAAGUGAUGAAGCUGCUGGUCAGGAGGUACAUUACGGCGGAGCAGCGGCGGCGGGACGAUUACGGCAUUACCGAGGAUGAUAUCAUUGAGGUGCGCCAGGACAUCAGCUCCUUGCGCUUCGAGUUGCUGGAGAUUUUCACCAACAAUAGCUGGGAUGUGCCCGACAUUGAGAAGAAGUCGCAGGGAGUUGCUCGAACCACCAAGGGCAAGGUGAUGGAACGCCGCAUCCUCAAGGACUUCCAGAUUGGCUUUGUCGAGAAUCUGAAGCAGGAAAUGAGCGAGUCCGAGAGCGGACGAGAUAUAUUCUCCUCGCUGGCCAAGGUCAUCGGCAGGAAGAAGACCCAGAAGGGAGACAAGGAUUGGAACGCCAUUGCGAGGAAGAAUACUUUCGCCUCCGAUCCCAUUGGCUCCAAGCGGUCCUCCAUGCAACGUCAUAGCCAGCGAAGCCUGAGGAGGAAGAUCAUCGAGCAGGCGAACGAGGGUCUCCAGAUGAACCAGAACCAACUGAUUGAGUUCAAUCCCAACUUGGGUGAUGUGACGCGUGCCACAAGAGUGGCCUAUGUCAAGUUCAUGCGAAAGAAGAUGGCUGCCGACGAGGUAUCCUUGGCCGAUGACGAGGAUGCUCCCAAUGGCGCAGUGGAGAAGAAGCCGCUGGAUGCCUCUGGGUCCAAAAAGUCCGUAACUAGUGGUGGCACUGGAGGAGGAGCUUCUAUGCUGGCUGCAGCUGCUUUAAGAGCAUCGGUCAAGAAUGUGGAUGAAAAGUCCGGAGCCAGUGACAAGGAUCAGAAGUCCGAUGGCAAGCCCGGCACGACGAGCAAGCCAACGGAUGACAAGAAACCAGGUGACGAAAGGGAUAAGCAGCAGCCUCCCAAGGACUCCAAGCCGCCAGCAACGGGUCCCAAGCCCGGCGAUCAGAAGCCAACUCCGGGUGCGGGAGCUCCGAAGCCCCAGUCUGCUGGCACUGUCAGCAAGCCCAGUGACCCACAAAAGAAGGACGCUCCGGCACCACCAAGCAAACCCGGAGACACUAAGCCUUCUGCUCCCAAACCAGGAGAGCCCGCAAAGCCCGAGGCAGCGGCCAAAAAGGAGGAGUCUUCUAAGACCGAGGCCAGCAAGCCGGCAGCUACGAAUGGAGCAGCCAAGAGCGCAGCUCCCUCCGCUCCUUCGGAUGCCAAGCCAGAUCCCAAACUGAAACCGGGAGCAGCUGGAGCACCCGAAGCAACGAAGGCAACCAAUGGGGCCUCCAAGCCGGACGACAAGAAGAGCGGGCCGGAGGAGUCCAAAAAGGGUCCAGCAGACUCCAAGCCAGGAGACGGUGCCAAGGACAAGGAUAAGAAACCGGGCGAUGAUAAGGACAAGAAAUCUGGCGACGACAAAGACAAGAAACCUGCCGACAAUAAUGAUAAGAAGCCAGGUGAUGACAAGGACAAGAAGCCGGGUGACGAUAAGGAUAAGAAGCCGGGCGACGAUAAGGAUAAGAAGCCGGGUGACGACAAGGACAAGAAGCCAGGUGAUGAUAAGGACAAGAAGCCUGCCGAUGACAAGGACAAGGACAAGAAGCCAGGAGCAGCUCCUCUGAAGCCGGCGAUCAAGGUGGGUCAGAGCAGUGCGGCAGCUGGCGGAGAACGGGGCAAAUCCACAGUCACAGGACGCAUGAUCUCCGGCUGGCUUUAA
Drosophila teissieri is the source of this 3879-nucleotide messenger RNA. RefSeq names its product transient receptor potential protein (gene trp). Lineage: Eukaryota; Metazoa; Arthropoda; Insecta; Diptera; Drosophilidae. Gene Ontology annotation, cellular component: membrane; cation channel complex. Gene Ontology annotation, biological process: manganese ion transport; calcium ion transmembrane transport; regulation of cytosolic calcium ion concentration. The transcript is spliced from 14 exons. Gene Ontology annotation, molecular function: inositol 1,4,5 trisphosphate binding; store-operated calcium channel activity; protein binding. The record is from RefSeq and is a predicted model, not a curated record. The coding region runs from base 1 to 3879 and encodes 1292 amino acids.